Molecule: messenger RNA, 510 nt
Organism: Phytomonas sp. EM1
Lineage: Eukaryota; Euglenozoa; Kinetoplastea; Trypanosomatida; Trypanosomatidae
Source: the annotation of a GenBank genome assembly
GCACCGUUCGCUCAUAGGUUAAACAGGUUAGCCAUAUGUGAUUGUGGAAGGGGGAACAUGUCUUAUGGUGGGCUCUGGAUUCUUUCUAUUGGCGCUCUUAGAACGCUCGGCUGCCCUGUUUUGCAUCUUACGGGGAGGGUAGAGGUCUUUUGAUUCCUCCCCCCCUCCCUCUGCUUCCAGCAGGUCCACUUAAGCUCAGGCGUAGCACGUUGAUGCUAUAUAGAAGAGUCAAGAUUAGGGUUGCCCUCAUGCCCUUUUGUUUGUGAAAUCUUAUUUUCAGUGAUUCACAGUUAAAUGAAUGAACAUGCUCUCAGCUUUCUUUUCUCCUCGCUUGGAGAGAUUAAACUUGAUUUUUUUUCUUCUUGUUUUCAACAAGGGACUGAUCGACUUGUUAGUAGAUAUCCCCUUUAUUAUCUAUGUGUGUUCCGAUUCUUCGAUCUUACAGAUUAUAUCGUCAUACCAUUAGACUGUUCAUAUGCUCAAGUGCAUUAUUUUGUCCUUCCUUUCUAA